Brassica napus (rape) is the source of this 1532-nucleotide messenger RNA. RefSeq names its product homeobox protein knotted-1-like 5. Gene Ontology annotation, biological process: regulation of DNA-templated transcription. The record is from RefSeq and is a predicted model, not a curated record. Gene Ontology annotation, molecular function: DNA binding. The coding region runs from base 136 to 1233 and encodes 365 amino acids. NCBI's taxonomy places the organism in Eukaryota, Viridiplantae, Streptophyta, Magnoliopsida, Brassicales, Brassicaceae. The transcript has 6 exons. Gene Ontology annotation, cellular component: nucleus.
CAAAAAAAUAAAGAAAGAACACGGUUUCAGACAUUUAUGGUUAAUUAAGACACGGUUGGUCUGGACGAAUAAUAACUCCUAGGGGAAAGAGAAAAAUAGUAUUUUUUUCUCCAAUCCCCAAAACGCAAGAAAACAAUGUCGUUUAACAGCUCCCACCUCCUUCCUCCGCAGGAAGACCUUCCUCUCCGACACUACUCCUCCGAUCAAUCACACCAACCGUCUCUCCUCACCGCCAGUUUCCUCCACCUCCCUCCCACCACAGCCACAACCGACUCCGAGUUUACCCAUCCGCAUCGCGACGGAGACAGUCCCGCUGCUGCUGCUACGAACCGACGGUGGCUCUCAUUCCACACGGAGGUCGAAAACACGGAAGAAGUCAAUCCUGAAGUCAACGCCGAUGGUGUUGAAGAUUGGAAGAGCGCUAGCGACAAAGCUGCGAUUUUGAAACAUCCCAUGUACGAGCAGCUUCUGGCAGCCCACGUGGCUUGCCUUAGUGUCGCUACUCCCGUUGACCAGAUUCCGAGGAUCGAUGCCCAGCUCAGCCAGUUACACACCGUAGCCGCAAAGUACUCCUCUCUCGGUGUGGGUAUGGACAACAAGGAGCUUGAUCAUUUCAUGUCACAUUACGUUGUGGUGUUAUGUUCGUUUAAAGAACAACUCCAACACCACGUCUGUGUCCAUGCGUUAGAAGCCAUUACGGCUUGUUGGGAGAUUGAGCAGUCACUACAAUCCAUAACGGGAGUUUCACCGAGUGAAAGUAACGGCAAGACAAUGUCUGAUGAUGAUGAAGAUGAUAAUCAAGUAGUAGAGAGCGAGGUGAACAUGUUUGAUGGAAGUUUGGACGGUUCAGAUUGCAUGAUGGGAUUCGGGCCUCUUGUUCCAACCGAGCGGGAGAGAUCCUUGGUGGAGCGUGUGAAGAAGGAACUGAAGCAUGAGCUUAAACAGGGUUUCAAAGAGAAGAUUGUGGACAUAAGAGAGGAGAUAAUGAGGAAGAGAAGGGCUGGGAAGUUGCCUGGAGACACAACGUCUGUGCUCAAAGAGUGGUGGCGGACUCACUCCAAAUGGCCAUACCCAACUGAGGAAGAUAAGGCAAGGCUUGUGGAAGAAACCGGUUUACAGUUGAAGCAGAUUAACAAUUGGUUUAUCAACCAGAGGAAAAGAAACUGGAACAGCAGCUCUUCCACAUCAUCUACUCUCUCCAAGAGCAAACGUAAACGGACUGGGAAGUCGUAGGUGACAUUCUGGUUAACCAGAGGAUGAUGCUUGCUUCUCCGGAUAUGAAAGACAUGGUUUCUCCUCCGGUUAUGUGAUCGUACUAAUUACAAUAUGUAUAGGUCUAUCGGUUUGCCUAUAAAAUUGGAUUUGUAGAGCUUAAUCAUGUUUGUAUCAGCUUAAAAUCUAUGUUUAUGUGUGUAUAUAAAGUAUAGUUCUUGGAAGUUGGUUUUUGCGUCUAGUAAUGAACGCUUGGUCGGUUUUUUUCUUUGUAAAUUGCUAUGGUUCAUUAGUAUCAAACAAUAUUCAUCGCAGUUAAA